Molecule: messenger RNA, 368 nt
Organism: Trypanosoma cruzi
Lineage: Eukaryota; Euglenozoa; Kinetoplastea; Trypanosomatida; Trypanosomatidae
Exons: 1
Source: RefSeq, a predicted model, not a curated record
GCUUACGCAAGAAGCAUCAAAAAGGAAAUGGAAGAAUACGCAAGGCGCACCAAAGAACAUUGGAGACGUUUUUUAAAGGCAUUGAGAGGCGUCUGGGGGUGACGUAUGAUGCCGAAAGAGUUCUGCAGCCUACCACCUCUAGCCAACAGAGUGUGCCCUUUGUUUCAUUCUCGGAAGCUUCGCAGUUCAAUCUGCACGGGUACACGGUGGAUGAUAUCAUGAAAGACCCACGGUUCCGUCUUCAACUUGCCUUGAUGGAGGCGGGAUUACACCAGACACCAUACGGGAGAGAAGUGAUCUCUAGAGGCUAUCAUGUGCCUGCAGCCCAGCGACCGAGCGAAGAAAAUCCACUACGCAUGGAGUAUUAG